AUAUCAAUAUAUGUAUGUGAUUGCAUACAAACGUAUAAAAAUAUAAGCAAAAGGUUUCGUCUAAAGAUAUUCCUUAUGAGAACUGCUGGAUUGUGAAGCAAACAAAAUUCUAGUUAGAGUUAUUGGAACUAGCAAUAUAGACAUAUGUAUUAGCCAUUAAAUUGGGAGUUUAAUCUAACAAUCCAGGGAUUGAACUCAAGAGUGAGUUACAAGGUAAACGAAUUAUCGAGAUAUCCGUUACAAUAUUGUGAAAUGGAUCGCGUUCCAUCAAUAAUGCUGGCUACUCAUUUAAGAAAUAUUGCGAUACUGGAUCACGUACAAUAAAUAUUGAACGUGUAGUUAAUGCCUUACUCCGAAAAUAAAGUAGUUGUGAAAUUCCAGGAAAUAUAUAUCUUUAUUUUAUUGCGUUAAAGUUACCGUAAUAAUGUACUGGAUAGUAAAUAUUGUGGCAAAUCAAAAAUAUUGUGGCGAGAAUUUUAAAAUUGGUAAAUUUUUUAGCCAACAAACGGGGAAAGCUAUUCAUAGCCAUAGUCCCAACAACCUCGAGAAACGUUUUUUGGUGUGGAGCGGGAAAUAUAAGGCCGUUGAAGAAGUACCAUCCCACGUUAGUUAUGAUGUAAUGGAGCGUUCUCGUAAUAGGAUCCGAAUUCGGGUGGCAAAUAUAAUGAUAGCGCUUACGGUAUUGGGUUGCUGCAUUAUGGUUUAUAGUGGUAAACAAGCUGCAAAAAGUGGCGACUCUGUAGUGAAACAAAAUCUGGAUUGGCAUAAAAAAUAUAAUGAAGUAUCAAAAAAAGCUUAGAUUUUCAGUAAUUAUGUAUUGUUUUUGCUGCAAAAAGUGGCUUUUCUGCAGAAAAAGAAAAUCUGGAUUGUCGCAAGAAAUAUAACAAAUAAUCAAUUGUAAAUGUUUUCAAAUAUUUAUCUACAUAAAUAAAUUAGUUAUUCUUAAUAUA
Molecule: messenger RNA, 950 nt
Organism: Bactrocera oleae (olive fruit fly)
Lineage: Eukaryota; Metazoa; Arthropoda; Insecta; Diptera; Tephritidae
Product: UPF0389 protein CG9231
Source: RefSeq, a predicted model, not a curated record